GGAGUACUGAAGAUGUAUUUUAUUUACAGUUUGUUGGUUAAGAAAUUUGCAUAGGGCGGAGAAGUCAGUAAAAGUUGUAGAAACACCGGUGUUAAAACUUGAGAGAGAGAGAGAGAGAGAGAGAGAGAGAGAGAGAGAGAGAGAGAGAGAUUUCUCCACCCCAGUCCACGUUCUCUCACUCCAUCCCCACUCUGCGCUCUCCCUCCUUCCUCCUGAACAGGUAGAGAUUCUUGAACCCCGUGGCGCAGUGAAAUGUCCCGGGGAAGAGAAAGUCCCAGGUAAUCAGUCUGCAGCUCUACACACUGCGGUUCCGGAUUAUCACCUUCAGCUCGUCCACAGCGCACCACGGACAUGUAUCAGGGUCUAAGCAUGGCUACGAACCCGGGUUCCUACGAGCCGAGUUUCAUGCACAACGCUGCGUCGCCGGUGUACGUGCCGAGCACGCGCGUCGCCCCGGUGAUCCCCGCGCUGCAGUACCUGCAGCCGCACAGCGCCGCGUCCCAGCAGAGCAACCCGGCAUCGAGUCACUCGGCUUGGGCUCAACCGGGCUCGGACCCCGUGGCGUCGUACAACGGGGCGCAUCAUUCUCCGGUGUCUCCGCGCUUCACGUUCUCCAGCACGCCCAUGAGCUCGGGCGCGAGGGAAAGCGCCACUUACACGACGAGCCCGUUGAACGUCACGACAAACGGACGGGACCAUUACAGCGCGCGCGGCCUGGGCUCGUCCUAUCCCGCUCCCUAUCCCGCCUACGUGAGUCCGAGCGUCGGGGGAACGUGGGCCGCGUCCCAUUUCGACGGCUCGGUGCUUCAUAGUCUGCAGUCUGCAGGGCCGACCGGCGCGGCCAGACACCCAAAUCUGGAUCUGUUCGAUGAUUUCGCAGAAGGCCGAGAGUGUGUGAACUGCGGGGCCAUGUCCACUCCUUUGUGGCGACGAGACGGGACCGGUCAUUACCUGUGUAAUGCGUGUGGACUCUACCACAAGAUGAAUGGCAUCAACAGGCCACUGAUCAAACCCCAGAGACGACUCUCUGCUUCCAGGAGAGUGGGCCUUUCCUGUACUAACUGCCACACCACAACCACCACUCUGUGGAGACGAAAUGCAGAAGGAGAGCCUGUGUGCAAUGCCUGUGGCCUCUACAUGAAGCUACAUGGGGUUCCUCGUCCUCUUGCCAUGAAAAAGGAAGGCAUUCAGACACGCAAGCGCAAACCCAAAAACCUCAACAAGUCUAAGCCUGGAAACCCUGGGAAUGAAGGCCACACCCCUUCUAAUGCAGCCAACACUGGUGGCCACGCAGUAGAACCCCGUCCAAUCAAGACUGAGCCAGACACGCCCACUCUCUAUUCCCAUCAUAACAUACAUACACAGAUCUCAUACAUGGGAGGCCAAAGUGGGGCUUCAUCACUGAAGCUCUCUCCAGGAGCCCAUACUGUAGCACCCAGCUCCAAAAAUGAGCCUUGGAACAGCCUGAUCCUCACAUGAACCUGUUGUCUUUCAGUCAAAUGUUGCAGUUUCUGUCAGGACUCAUAGCAAACCAGUGAUGGCAAACGGGACUGAACGGGGCACCCCCCCAAAAAAAAACCCCAAAAAAACAACAACAACAACAACCAUAUAAAACACAUCAAACACAACCAUGACACUGUGGAAGAUACUAUAAGAACAGCUGAACUGAGAAAUGACAGAAACCAAUGAAGCUUCACAAGAGUCACGUGCCUGAUACCUAAGACCAACGUUCAGGAACGUAUCCUGGUCAAAUACUCACAGACUGCUGGAAUUACUCCACUGAUAAAGUGUCUUCAGUAUUUGUAAAGAAAGUUACUUAACAAUGACUAAAAAAUACAACUAAAAUAUAAAGGCCCCAUGUGCCUUUACUGCUUUCAUUCAUUGCUCUCAGUGUUCUAUUACUGAAAACAUCUAUGUGUUUACUACUAGCUGUGCUAACUUUCAUUAUAUAUAUAAAAAAGUACACUCCCUUUCCAAGAAUCACCUCUUCAAAUAAAGAUUCGAGAGAGAAUUCUCAAGAGGAUAUAUUCAGUAAAGCACUCCUCAUAUGGUCAAAACCUAUCAUGUUUGAGUUACAGUUUGACUUUGAGAGCAUUAAAAACACCCAUAAUAAGCAGCAUCAACAUAUUAUUAUUCACAUAACUGUGAAUAUGUCAAGUAGUUAUUGAAUAGAAAGUAAUACACACAUAAUACACCUACAUAAACAAUGUGACAGUAAGAGGCCUGUCAUUUCCUCAUAUUGAAAUUAAGAUUUUUUUUUAAAGGCACAGAAAACUGAAACAGGAUUUCAAUUCAUGACGAGCCAAAAUCUCUUUCAAUAAUUAACGAAAAAUAAUAUUCAAUGACGCACUGCAAAUUCUUCACUUUAAUUAGAUUUUUUUUCCUCUUAAUUUUAAGAAGAACGCCUAAUAUUUAUUGACUUGAAGCAAACAGGGUUGAGUCUUUCUUCAUGUUCACAGGUAGCCUAUAGCACUGGGUCCGAAUUCUAAGCAUAAGUCGGAGUAGAUCUAGAUGAGGAUCCACGUUAUAUUUUAAAGUGUUUAAACUUUUGUUCAUUCGACUGUGAGAAAAACUCAUGAAUUGUUUUUUUUCCAAUGUAUAAAAAUGUAUGUAUGCUGUAUGUACUGACACCUUGCUCCAUUAUUAUUAUUAUUAUUAUUAUGGUUAACCUCAGUGUGUUGUACAAGGACACUACAUUGGACAAAGGACAAAUAUUACAAGCUGUAACAGUGCAUUGAACUUUAUAUCUCUUUUUUUUUCUCAGAGUAGCCGAUCUUACAGAGGAACUUAAUUAAAUAAAUAAGAAUCAAACAAGA
Messenger RNA from Ictalurus punctatus (channel catfish), 2816 nucleotides. RefSeq names its product GATA binding protein 4 (gene gata4). Gene Ontology annotation, biological process: negative regulation of transcription by RNA polymerase II; positive regulation of transcription by RNA polymerase II; cell fate commitment. Bases 352 to 1479 code for a protein of 375 amino acids. The record is from RefSeq and is a predicted model, not a curated record. The transcript has 6 exons. Gene Ontology annotation, molecular function: RNA polymerase II cis-regulatory region sequence-specific DNA binding; zinc ion binding; DNA-binding transcription factor activity, RNA polymerase II-specific. Gene Ontology annotation, cellular component: nucleus. Lineage: Eukaryota; Metazoa; Chordata; Actinopteri; Siluriformes; Ictaluridae.